Messenger RNA from Lasiosphaeria miniovina, 1839 nucleotides. RefSeq names its product WD40-repeat-containing domain protein. The transcript has 3 exons. Bases 1 to 1839 code for a protein of 612 amino acids. Lineage: Eukaryota; Fungi; Ascomycota; Sordariomycetes; Sordariales; Lasiosphaeriaceae. The record is from RefSeq and is a predicted model, not a curated record. Gene Ontology annotation, molecular function: protein binding. Gene Ontology annotation, cellular component: nucleus.
AUGAAUCAACAACAGCAGCAGCAACAGCAGCAGCAACAGCAGCAGCAGCAGCAGUACCAGCCCCAGCGGCGGACCGCUAGCUACGCCUCCCACAAUGACGAACUGCACAUGUCGCCCGGCAUGAGCCACACUCACCAAGGCGGCCAGUUGUCUCCCCGCGACUACUCGUCCGCUGGCGGUCCUCACAUCAAACUCGAGCAGGCCUCGCCAAACCAACCUCCCCUACAGUCCUACCAGAGCGCUGGCGCCGUGCCAAAUGUCCUACAGCCCGGCGGCUUGGGCGCCCGUCCGCCCACCAUGUCGUCCAACACUGCGCCAACCCUGCCUACGAUCCAGCAGACAGAAUAUCAAACACCCACCAAGCCGAACGCGCUGAACCUCUCGCACAGCUACUCCCGGUCAAGUCCCGCGGCUCCCUAUGAUGGCGGUUCCGGAUAUCUCCCCUAUACCCCGACCACCCCCGGCGCUAGUAGCGGCGGCGCGUCGCAGUAUAUGUCGCCCACCGAGUCCAAAUACAACACUGGAGGCUCGCAGCGCAACUUCUCCAACACGCCUCUCGGGCUCUCUGAUAUCAGACCACGGGCCGACUCGAAUCUCUCGGAUGGCUUGCCUGGCACGCCCGCAUAUGAGCUGGCAAACGCCCAGCCCCGCACCAGCAAUUACAUGGCGCCUUGGGCCCUCUACGCCUUUGACUGGUGCAAAUGGGCUCCCCAGACGAGUGGCGCCGGGAAACUAGCUAUAGGGAGCUACUUGGAGGACGGUCAUAACUUUAUACAAAUUCUUGAUACCCAACUGACCCCCACGCCGAGCGACGUCUACACGCCUGGCGGGCCCAAGUACACAAUGGAUUUCACCAGGAUCGCCGAGGCCACACACUCGUACCCUGUCACGCGCCUGCUCUGGGAACCCCCUUCCCAGCAGAAGCAGUCGACAGAUCUCUUGGCUACGUCGGGCGACCACCUCCGUCUGUGGUCGCUACCUUCCGACCCGCAAAUGCCCACACCUAGUUCCUCCAUAACAUCAAGGAACGGCCGAGACCAGCCCAUCACGAAACUGACGCCGCUCGCCCUUCUGUCCAACUCCAAGACGCCGGACCACACUGCCCCGCUGACCUCCCUGGACUGGAAUACUGUCACCCCAAGCUUGAUCAUUACCUCGAGUAUUGAUACUACAUGCACGAUCUGGGACAUUCCCUCCUUGACAGCAAAGACGCAGCUUAUUGCCCACGACAAGGAAGUAUACGAUGUGCGAUUCUGCGCCCAGAGCGUCGACCUGUUCGUGAGCUGUGGACAGGACGGCAGCGUUCGCAUGUUUGACCUCCGCAGCCUGGAGCACAGCACCAUCAUCUACGAGCCCACCUCCAAGGAUGAGCGAGAUGCCAAUGGCGGGCGCAUUAGCCCUACUCUGGCGCAGCAGACAAUGUCGCACGCUCCACCGCUGUUGCGCUUAGCAACAUCCCCGCACGACCAUCACUUGCUGGCCACGUUUGCCCAAGACUCAAACGUAAUCAGGAUACUAGAUGUUCGGCAGCCAGGCCAGGCGCUGUUGGAGCUGCGUGGACACAGUGGGGCUUUGAACUGCGUCGAAUGGUCUCCCUCCAGGCGCGGCACACUUGCGUCGGGCGGCGACGACUGCCAGGUUCUCAUUUGGGACUUACUUAACCAGACCUCUGCCAUCAAUGGCGCGACCCCGGCCGAUAGCGCCAGGAGCCCUGUGGCCGCCUGGCAGUGCGACUACGAGGUGGGCAACCUGGGCUGGGUUCCUCACCUGGCUAGCGAGGACUAUGGUGAGUGGUUAGGUGUCAGUGCGGGGCGCGGAGUCUGGGGUGUCCGGCUGUGA